Cyprinodon tularosa is the source of this 1294-nucleotide messenger RNA. RefSeq names its product Nedd4 family interacting protein 2 (gene ndfip2). Gene Ontology annotation, cellular component: endoplasmic reticulum; perinuclear region of cytoplasm; Golgi apparatus. Gene Ontology annotation, biological process: ubiquitin-dependent protein catabolic process; positive regulation of protein ubiquitination; vacuolar transport. The coding region runs from base 172 to 915 and encodes 247 amino acids. The record is from RefSeq and is a predicted model, not a curated record. Lineage: Eukaryota; Metazoa; Chordata; Actinopteri; Cyprinodontiformes; Cyprinodontidae. Gene Ontology annotation, molecular function: WW domain binding. The transcript has 8 exons.
UUUUUCGAGCGAGUGCGUCGAGAUUGCAGCCAUUACUCACUGUGCUGCCAGUGCUUCACACAUCUCUACCGCUUUAAGUCUCUCCGUGACAGAAACCGCCUGAAUAAAGGCAGGCUAAAUUAUCCUCUCUGUUUACUGGGCUGGCCUCCUCGCCAGCCGAACCACACCGACAUGGACCCAGCAAGCCGUUACCAAGUGUUGCACAACGAAGAAGAUUCUUCAGAGGCUUCCCCCACCGAAUCACAGCCCUGCACCUCAGCGUCAGCCAGGGCUGACGCAUCUGGACAGGACCAGAGGGAGAGCCAGGCCAGCGCGGCUCCAGCUCCUGCAGCAGCGGAAGCAGAGGCGCCGCCGCCUCCAUACGCCUCCAUCGAGCCGGGGGCGACUGCCGCAGCACCUGACACCAGUUUCCAAGGCGACUUCCCAGUCCCUCCACCCUACAGUGUCGCCACGUCACUACCAACCUAUGACGAAGCAGAGAAGGCAAAAGCAGCCGCCCUGGCUGCCUCUGCUGUAGAGGUUUUGCCCCGGGACGAUGACUUCCCUCCCAGGGACGAUUUCAGCGACGCCGAUCAGCUUCGAGUCGGAAACGACGGAAUCUUCAUGUUGGCCUUUUUCAUGGCCUUCCUGUUCAACUGGAUCGGCUUCUGUUUGUCCUUCUGUCUGACCAACACCAUCGCAGGGCGUUACGGAGCCAUCUGCGGCUUCGGCCUCUCUCUCAUUAAGUGGAUCCUCAUCGUCAGGUUUUCAGACUACUUCACUGGCUAUUUUAAUGGCCAAUACUGGCUGUGGUGGAUCUUCCUGUUGCUGGGCCUCCUGCUCUUCUUCAGAGGUUUUGUGAACUACCUGAAAGUGCGCAACAUGUCAGAAAACAUGGCCACGUCACACAGAACGCGCCUCUUCUUCCUCUACUGAAAGUUUCCAUGCUGACGGCAUUCCUUUUUCCUGUGCAGUUCCUUCCCUCGCAUGACUCGACCCCCGGUGCCCGACAGCGAGGAGAGGAAGCAGGGAAGGAAGGAAGGAAAGAAGUAAAGAGAAGGUGUUAGCAUAUUAAUCCAGGAGUCUAUUUCAAUUUUAAUUUGCUUUGAGGAAGAUAAUUAAAUCCCAGAAGAUUUUCCUCCAUUCCACCUCUACUUGCGUCGGGCUUAUGUGUUUCUUAAAGCACAACAUAAAAAAAACCCCCAAAUCUCUCUUUAAGAAAAAAAGAAAAGAAAGGAAAAACAUGAAGGAAUCUAUUAAACUAAAUGUAAUCUGUAUUUUUCCAGUUUGCAAAUUCAGUGUUAAGAGUUAAAAA